AUGGCUCCCACCCUGCUCCAGAAGCUCUUCAACAAAAGGGGCGGCGGCGCCGCGGCCCUCCCCGGCCGGGCUCCGGGGGAGGAGCCCGCCUUCAGCUGGUCCUCUUCAGAAUUUGACUUGAAUGAAAUUCGCCUGAUAGUUUACCAAGACUGUGAGAGGAGAGGCAGACAGGUCUUAUUUGAUUCCAAAGCAGUCCGCAAAAUUGAUGAAGCUGUGGUUCAGAAAAUGGCAGAAGAGACUUCUGUAAAGACUUCUGCCAGGAACUGCCAAGCAAGCAAUGGGAACAACAUUUCUUCCCAUAAUCCCUCUAUAGGCUGUAUGCAAAAUAUCAAAGAACAUAUACCGAAGUAUCAGUACACCAGACCAGCCUCUGAUGUCAAUAUGCUGGGAGAAAUGAUGUUUGGCUCAGUGGCAAUGAGUUACAAAGGCUCCACCUUGAAAAUUCACUACAUACGCUCUCCCCCACAGCUGAUGAUAAGUAAAGUCUUCUCAGCCAGGGUAGGAAGCUUCAGUGGAAGCAACAAUAACUUGCAAGAUAGCUUUGAAUACAUCAACCAAGACCCCAGCCUGGGAAAGCUGAGCUCCAAUCAGAAUGGUUUGGGAACCUGUCGCAGUGGAAGUAAUUUAGGUGUGUUACAGCUGUGUAGCAGCAAACUGCUGCAGGGUGUGUCUGAAGGAGGUCCCCUCCGGCUCAUCCGCAGUGCUUCUUUCUUUGCAGCACACAGCACACCUGUUGAUAUGCCUAGCAGAGGACAAAAUGAGGACAGAGACAGCGGCAUUGCUCGGUCAGCAUCUCUGAGCAGUCUUCUGGUUACUCCUUUUCCAUCUCCAAGCUCUUCAUCAUCAUCUUCUAGCAGCUACCAACGUCGCUGGCUCCGAAGUCAGACAACCAGUUUAGAGAAUGGAAUUGUUCCAAGGUGGUCCACUGAAGAAAUGUUUAGUAUGGCUGAUGAAAGCUGCAGCUCCAAUCCUGCAAUGGUUCGAAGGAAAAAAAUUGCAAUCAGCAUAAUCUUUUCUCUGCCUGAAAAAGAAGAAGCCCAGAGAAACUUCCAGGAUUUCUUUUUCUCUCACUUUCCUCUUUUUGAGUCUCACAUGAACAAGCUGAAAUAUGCAAUAGAAAAGGCCAUGAUCUCAUGUAGAAAAAUAGCAGAAUCCAGCCAGAGAGUGCAGGUUUAUAUCAGCCGUGUCAUGGAUGCCCUGGGAGAAUUCAGAGUUACCAUCUGGAACCUAUAUUCUGUUCCAAGGAUUGCAGAGCCUGUGUGGCUUAAUAUGAUGUCCAGCACCCUGGAAAAGAAUCAGCUAUGCCAGCGUUUUCUUAAAGAAUUUACAUUUCUGAUAGAACAGAUCAACAAAAAUCAGUUUUUUGCUGCUUUGUUGACUGCAGUGCUGACAUAUCACCUAGCUUGGGUCCCAACAGUGAUGCCAGUUGACCAUCCUCCCAUCAAGGCCUUCUCUGAGAAGCGCACAUCCCAGUCUGUGAACAUGCUGGCAAAAUCCCACCCAUAUAACCCUCUCUGGGCACAGCUGGGUGAUCUCUACGGUGCCAUAGGCUCUCCAGUUAGAUUGACUCGAACUGUUAUUGUUGGAAAGCGCAAGGAGUUGGUGCAGCGCUUGCUCUAUGUUCUAACUUACUUCAUCCGGUGCUCUGAGCUGCAGGAAAAUCAGCUGAUGUGGACUGAGAAGGCUGGGGAAGGAGAGCAGGUGCUAAAUGGAAGCAAGAUCACAACUGCACUAGAAAAGGGAGAGGUAGAAGAAUCUGAUUACGUGGUUGUCACUGUUAAAAAUGAACCUGCUCUUGUGCCUCCAAUCCUACCUCCAAAGAAUGAUGGAAGUAAAAACAACAGUACUGCUGAGUGGGUGCAUGAAUCAGAAAGCGCUCAGGCUGUCCCAGUCUCUUCAAAAGAAAAAAGGGAAACUAUAGGAAAGGACAGUCAGACCUCUGAAACAUCUGUUGACUGUCUAACUAGCCAUUUCUGUAAAGGAGCAGGUGAUGGUAGGAAAAGAACUGUCACUGAUACAGGAAUUAUAACAUACCACUCUGAAGAAUCAUCUAAAUUAGAGGAUGUAAUGGAUGUAAAGAAGAACAAGAACCACAAUGAGAGAAAAGUGGAAAAGCAGUUUUCUAGUAGGUCGUCUGCCCUACCUUGUCCUGAAAGGUCUGGCCACAGGAGUUCACACUUAGAAAAGGUCACUUUUCAGAUUGGAAGUUCAGCAUCACCAGAGUCAGACUUAGAAACUCAUAGAAGAGAAAUGGAAGAAAAUCUCAAUGCAUUAAUUAAAAAUCCAGAGGUGAUACAUUGUACCUCAAGUUCCACAAAUCUGACUGUGGAUGCUUCUCAGAAUCAAGAAGGCAGUUGUGAAGCUGCCUUUAUACCUAUCAGUAAACAUAAUGUUUGUUAUGCACAAAUCCCACCAUGUGAGGAGAAGGAAAGUAUACUUAACCAACAUAUGGAAAGUAAAGGAACUGAAGUGAAUUUAAUCAACUCAAUAUCUAGUGAACUGCUUUUGCCAACAGAUAAGAUAGAAACUGUAAAAUUGACAAACGUGAAAGAAAAUAGAACUUUAUGCUGUGGCAACCUGGAGAACUGUUCUUCUGACUGUGUAGAAGCAGAUUCUGCUGUCAAGCAAAAGUCCCCUAAAGUAUGUGCUAAAGAUGUCCCCCAUGGGGAUUCUGGAAGGAAAACCUCCUUCAGAGUUGAGGGGGACAUUCCAAGGAAUGAGAGUUCAGACAGUGCUCUUGGAGCUAGUGAUGAAGAAGGUGACUGUUGUAUCCCUGAUGAAGUGCGUCAUGAUAACAUCAGCAAACAACUUGAAGAAUUUGCAGAAGUGGAACUUCCUUUGCCAAGGUCAAAUACCAUCAGCAGUCAAUGUGUGAAAAACUUUGGAAGAUCUCUUCUGGGUGGUUACUGUCAUACCUAUAUACCUGAUCUAGUGCUGCAUGGAAUAAAUAAUGAUGAAAAACUCAAGCAGUAUCUACUAGCAGAUCUAUUUCAUGCAAUGCAUCAUCCAGUGCUAGAUGAGCCCAUAGCAGAAGCUGUCUGCAUUAUUGCAGACACAGAUAAAUGGAAUGUACAAGUAGCUACAAGCCAGAGAAAGAUGAUGGACAGUAUGAAAUUAGGCAAGGAUGUUCUGGUUUCGAGUCAAGUGUCCAGUCUGUUGCAGUCUAUUUUACAGCUUUACAAACUGAACGUCCCAGCUGACUUUUGCAUAAUGCAUCUUGAGGAUAGACUGCAAGAGAUGUAUCUCAAAAGCAAAAUGCUUUCAGAAUAUCUACGAGGACAUACAAGAGUGCAUGUAAAAGAACUAGGAAUUGUAUUGGGGAUUGAAUCCAAUGACUUGCCUUUGUUGGCUGCUAUAGCAAGUACUCAUUCCCCAUAUGUUGCUCAAAUACUCUUAUAA
Molecule: messenger RNA, 3399 nt
Organism: Cinclus cinclus
Lineage: Eukaryota; Metazoa; Chordata; Aves; Passeriformes; Cinclidae
Gene: FNIP2
Product: folliculin interacting protein 2
Exons: 18
Coding region: 1-3399 (1132 amino acids)
Cellular component (GO): cytoplasm
Molecular function (GO): ATPase inhibitor activity; protein-folding chaperone binding
Source: RefSeq, a predicted model, not a curated record